AUGAUGCAAUUCCUCACCCUCUUGGCUACCAUGGCUGCCACGGCCGCCGUCACCGCCUCGCACGUGCCCGUCAACGAGCGGUCGGCGCAACAAGUCAUUACCCGUCUGAACCUGACGGCCAACCCGGAAAAGGGCUACUAUGCGCAGACGUUCAUCGACCCGGAGCUCGUCGGCGGCGGCAGCAACCGGUCGGCGUCGACGCUCAUCUACUACCUGCUCGAGGGCGCGUCGGGCGACUCGGUGUGGCACCGGGUCGACGCCGCCGAGGUCUGGCACUACUACGCCGGCGCGCCGUUGACGCUGUCGCUGUCGUGGAAUGACGGGAAGCCGGUCGAGAAGCAAGUCUUGGGACCAGACUUCUUCGCCAAUGAGAGCCCGCAGGUGGUGAUUCUCAAGGACCAGUGGCAGAGCGCGCGCUCGCACGGCAACUGGACGCUGGUGGGCACGACGGUCGCCCCCGCAUUUAGCACAGACGGCUAUGAGCUCGCGCCGCCAGGAUGGAAGCCAAAGGGCGCAUGCCAGGCGUCGGCGCCGGCCAGCGCUGGUGCCCGCUAA
Messenger RNA from Cordyceps militaris CM01, 555 nucleotides. RefSeq names its product cupin superfamily protein. The transcript is spliced from 2 exons. The coding region runs from base 1 to 555 and encodes 184 amino acids. The record is from RefSeq and is a predicted model, not a curated record. NCBI's taxonomy places the organism in Eukaryota, Fungi, Ascomycota, Sordariomycetes, Hypocreales, Cordycipitaceae. Gene Ontology annotation, cellular component: intracellular anatomical structure.